This is a messenger RNA of Lutzomyia longipalpis, 4776 nucleotides long. RefSeq lists its product as uncharacterized. Bases 659 to 3682 code for a protein of 1007 amino acids. The record is from RefSeq and is a predicted model, not a curated record. NCBI's taxonomy places the organism in Eukaryota, Metazoa, Arthropoda, Insecta, Diptera, Psychodidae. The transcript is spliced from 7 exons.
AGUUUCUCUGGUGCAUUCGAAGGCAAAAGAACGUUAAUUCGCAGACAGCUGUUUGCUCUCAAACCCUCUUACUACAAUAUUUUUGCUUAGAGCACGUCUCAGCAAAGUUUACUUUCCAUUCAACUUUUUUUUUGGGUGGCUCACAAACCUUUCCCUCAAACGUACAAGACAAGUGCGGGCUUUUAGAGCAAAAGUAAUAAAUUAAAAUAAAAUAAAAGACAUUUGAAAAAAAAAAGUGCUAAAAUUGCGCAGAGACUCCACAAAAAUUUGUGAAUAUUUGCUUUUCAUUGAGCAGAACAGAGAACGUUUUCUCACAGAAAAAUAUUUUUUGGUGCCUUUCUUGACUUGCAAUUUUGUUAUUUUUUUUUACCUGAGAGCGAAGGUGUGUGCUUGCGUAUUUAAAGUGUUUCUCAACAUCAGAAAAAAUCCCAACUCUGAGUUCUCCUUCUCCUUUAAUCUCGUAUUCCUUUCCCACUCUUUUGGAUUACAAAUUUGUUCAAAAUUAAAACUUGAAGAAAAGAAAGAAAAAAAAGCUCAAUAAGCAAAAGGUGACCAAAAAAAAGUGCCUGAGACUCUCAUGGUGUGCCGACUAUGGAUUAAUUUCAACUGUACAUUUUAUCAUCGAUUGUAGUAGAUUGGCGCACACAGAUAAAUCACAAUGGGGAACUCCAAUAGUUUAGCGCACUACAGUCCGGACAUUGAGGAGAAAUGGCAUCAUUCCCUGCCGCAACCGACGUACCAGCAGCAAAUAAAGGUCCUCCCCGAUCUGGGGGAUGGGGCACGUCUUCGGCCCACCAAUAAUGGCGUCAUCCUCCACUCUGGUGGCACCCUCACAGGACGCAGGGAAUCCAUUGGAGCCAUCACGAGUGGUGUCCAUCGAUCACGCAGCAUCUCCUCGUCGACGCAUCAUCAUGAGAUGAAAUACAAACCUGGUGCUCUGCAGCGGCAUCACACUCAACUCGAAAUGGUACCCAAUGGGAGGAAUUAUGCUGCUCAGGAGAUGAACUACAAACGCUUUGGGUCGGAGCCUGAUUUGCGCUUCACCGAGGAUGACAUCAUCCAGCAGCAGGCGCGCAAUCAGCAACAGGGCAAGAUGCCGAAGGGGCGAAAGAAGAAGGUACCCAAUGCUCCAGCAGCACAGCCUGGCUAUGAAUACGAUCCUAGUCGCUUCGGGUGGAAGCCACGGCAGGAGAUUGAGAACCUUCCGGUGCAGCAACCGCGGAAGUUGAGGUUGUUCAAGACAAAGGCAGAGUCAAGUAAGAAGCCCAAUAAUCCCGCGAAAUUGGCAACAGAAGCAUCCGAUAUGCACUUCAGGAAGCCAUUUGUGGACAGGAGGAAUAAAUAUUUAAGGGAAAGUCGCCCAUCUCAAGACGAUAUCAACUUGAGACAGCCAGACUUUUCCGGCACAGCCAAAUCAAAGAUCCAACUGCUCCCAAUGCCGCAGUAUCGGCGGGAGAAGUCUUUCGAUCUGAGCCUCUUGCUGAGCCGAAAGAAGGAUGAGAGUAAACCCACACCUGUCCCAAAUACCUUCAGGAAGCUCUCGGAUGGGAAGGAGUUGGAUGUGAAGAUUGCUCCCACGAAUAAGGCAAAAGCUCCAACAUCUCCCAUUGCGAAGACAAAGGUCCGGCGAGCAUCGCAACCACCACAGGUGGUUGGAAAUGACUUCCAGAAGGAGCUUCAGGAAGCAACGAGAAGACGCUCAAUGGCAGUGAAGUUGCAAACGACGGAUAAAGCCCAGAAGGCAGCUGCUGAUGCAAAAUCUCCCGCCAAAGAGAUGAGCCCUGCGAGGAAUUACGCAGCGCCCAAGAAAGCACCCACGAGCAAACCUCUGGGUGACAUUGAGCAGAAGAUUGUGGCAAAGCCAAAGGAGCAGAUCACAAUAAAAGUCCCAGCACCGGAAACACCAAUCCCACAGCCGCCGUCGCAACCUAAUCCUCAACCUGCACAGCCUCAGGUGGAGAAAGUAGCUCCCAAGACUUUCUACUUCGGCAUGGGAGACCCUCAGAGUUCAAAGGUGGUUGAUUUGAAUGUUGAAAAGGUCGAAAAUGAGGCCAUUGACAUCUUCGCCGAGAGUAUCCUCAAUCUCAAGCGACGCCCACGCCUCACAGACUCCUCAGAGUCAGCCAUGUCAUCCGAUGCUGAGGAGAAUAUGCUGCAGGAUUUAGCAAAGGGAGACGAUGAAAUGGACAGCAUAUCCCUCAAACUACGUCCAACACUCCCCAAGAAGCAAUUUGAAAUCCCGAGAUUUAGUCCAGCAGCUGCAUGGAGAUUACUCUCAUCGGCAGCAGACACUGAGAAGGAAUUCAAUCCGUGGAAGAUUGAAAAGCCAGACAACUUCAGCUCGAGUGAUCGUCCUCCUGACACCUCGUCCCGCAAUGAGGAGAGAAUUGAGCGAAUCUAUCGUGAACCAAUUCCAGGCCUGCCGGACAACAAGAGCGGCGACAGUGGGAUAUCCGGUGAUGCAGGGCUCCUCGAAUUGACCGAUACAUCGCCAAUUAAUGUAAACAGUGCCACAGGAGAGGACCAAAAAUUGGGACCUUUUCUCUCACCAUGGACCCCACAGCAAGAUCUCGGGGAGGAGAGUAGUUCCGACGGGGAUGAAUUGAAGGAUAAGGCGCAGAAGGAGGAAUCCGAUCAAAAGCACGCCUUCAGCUUAUCCCUGCCACGUGAGAGUAGCAUCUACAGCGACAAAGUGGACAAGCAGUCCUUCAACAGCCUCCAGAGACUCCGAAGAACUGUUUCAGGAGCUCUAAAUGGGCAUAGUGAACCCGGACAGCUGGACAUUCCACCCUAUCGCAAUGAUAAUUGGUUUCUAAGUCGAUCUGCUCCAAAUUCCAUCGAGAAGAAUCCUCUUCCAUCCAUUUCUGAUCAGGAGGACAUUGACAAAGAUAUUCCACCACCAAUGAAUAUUGUUCCAUCAAUGCAACCUCCGUCAUUUAGUUACUUAGCCGGUGGGAAGCAUUUUAUGUACCUGCCGCAUCGAUCGGUAGUUAAGAGUGACUCACUCAAGGAGAAGAGUCCACCAGUCAAGCGAGAAGAGGAAACCCAGCAGAAUCACAGAGAAAGUCUUCAGGAUUCACCAGCACCGUGGACUCCUCCAGUGAUGAAGACAUCAAAGUCAAAGAAUCAUCGCUUCACCUUCCAGAGCACAGUGCGUCAAAUUGAACGACGCCGGCUGGCUGAGAAGCUCUCCAAGGAGGCCGAACAGAAGGAAGCACAGCGCCUUAGUGAACUGGAGGCAAUGCGGAGAGUUGAGGAGGAAUUCCAGAAGAAACGUGCACGGGAGAAGGCCUCAAUUCGGCAGCAAUUGAGGAUGUUCUCUCUCGAGGAGAACGGCAGCAAUUGCACGAGUUUGCCGCCUGAAUGGCAAGUCAAUACAGCCAGAGCUGAUCCCGAUGGAGCCGUUUCGAGUCCAACACCAAGUCCCACAGCCGAAGAUGGCCAGGACACCUACAAGCGUGAUGCAAGGAAGCUAAGUGACGACAUGAGUAUCUUUAUGCCACCACCAAUGUCCCGGAAGCCCCUUCAUACGGAAAUCCUGUCCGAGAUGCGCCUCUCCGGGCGACGGUACUUUGACUACAAGCCCGAAAAUGCAUCCUUUGGCAAUCGUGCUAAUCACUUGCCGCAAAUUGUGGGCCACAUCCCCGCCAGGAGAGAUGUCGAGGAAGCCAUGCGCUUCUAAUGAGCCUGCGUGUGGAGCAUUUAAUAUCCAUUUUCUAGUCAGUGUUCUCACUUCUUCUACCUUCUCGAGAGUCCCCCAUCCUGGACGUGAAUCUCUUCCCCUCACAAAUUCCCUUCCUUUGAAUUUCCUCAAAAAAAUGGUUAAUGGGCUUAUGGCUAUAUUGUAGUUGCAAUUAACGCGAUUUCUUCCUGCAGAAGACGUUGGAGAAAGAAGUUACCUGACUUUUUUUUUAAUUGAAGCAAAAAAACUAUUUUUUGCAUUCUAUUUAAAUGGGGUAAUCAUUUUUUUUUAUUUUUUUAAAAAGCUUUGCACAAAAAACAUUAAUUUGUACUUCAAAAAAAUGUUAAAUCUUUUUUUUUAAGAUGGAGUUUUAAAAGAAUAAAAGUCAAUGUGCAAUAAGAAUUUUUUCAGAUCACUCAAAAGUAAUUUUACAGAUAAUUUAAAAUUAAACGAUAAUAUCAGGGAAUGUAAAAAAAAAUGUAGUGCAGUAAAAAAAAUUAUUUGGCAGUUAAAAUUAUGUGUUGAUCAGUAAAAUAUUUUCAUUAUGAAUAAAGGUUAAUUCAUUAAUAAUUUGAUAAUUAAUUGGGAUUAUUGGUUAAAAAUCCAUGAAAUAAAAUUGAUUUUUUGUUACUCUAAAACCACAUUAAAGAAUUUUAUGCAUAGGACAAAAUAAAUUUCUUUACUGAUCAAUGAGAAAAAAACUUUUUUUAAGUUUUUGAUCAACAAAUCUUACUGAUCAAUUUAAAUUUUAAUAGUCAGUUUUGUUUUCCAACUGCCUAAUUUACUGAUUAACUGAUUUUUCUAAUUUUACUGACCAAAAAUAUUUUAAUCCAAUAGGGCAAUUACAGUCCAAUAGUCAAUUACAAUUUUUACUGACAGAAAAAUUUUCAGAUAUUCAUUUCUUACUGUUCAAAAUGAUUUUAACUGCUAAAGAAAUAUUUAACUAAUUGGUUUUGUUUCACUCGUUUCACUUCUUUAAGAUUAUUGAAAUAGUUCAGAAAAAUCAGAAAAAUCGGUUUUAAAAUUAAUUAAAAUUUAGGCAUUAAUCAAGCAGAUCAAACUGAUUGAUUUACUGAUCAAGUUGCUUUUAAAAA